AUGCUAGCGCGCGGCGCCAAAAGCCUCAGGGCCUCGUCGCUGCGGCCGGCGGGGCUUCGGUUGGCGUCGGGCGUCCCGGCCCGCACGCCCGAGCAGACCGAGCACCUCGAGAAGCUCGCCGAGGAGCACAACGGCUUCCUGUUCGGCGAAGUGCCACCACCUCCCGGCGAGAAGAGGAAGAAGGAGGACUGGGAGUACUACUACCCGCCCCUGAUGACGUCUGCGCUGGCCCUGUUCCUCUUCACGUGGCUCAACCAGCCGCUCUCUAGCGUCGAGGACGAUGUCAU
Messenger RNA from Emiliania huxleyi CCMP1516, 287 nucleotides. RefSeq lists its product as hypothetical. The annotation marks the transcript as partial. The transcript has 2 exons. Lineage: Eukaryota; Haptophyta; Isochrysidales; Noelaerhabdaceae. The record is from RefSeq and is a predicted model, not a curated record.